ACAGCAAAGGCUAACAAUUAUCACUUGGUGUACAAAGCUGCAGUUGGAAAGUAGCUAAAGAUGGCAUCUUUAAACUUGAAGAAACUACAACAAACCAUUUUCAUUAUAAUGUUGGUAAAAAUACAUUUGAGUCAGUCAGCAGUACCUGGCCUACAAACAACAACUUAUGAUGGCAUACCACCCAAUUGGUUUGCUAACGUUGAUGCUGCCCCUUUUGUACGACUGGGUUCUAAAUACUAUUAUUUUGAGACUCGCAGCAAGGCUAAUUGGUAUGAUGCCGCCCAUAAUUGUCGCACCAUGAAAGCUAAUUUGGUCACCUAUGAGAAUAGUGCAGAAUUUGAUGCUGUCAAUGACUACAUACGUCGCCAGCAAUACGAUGCCGGUAACUAUUAUUGGACGGCAUCUAAUGAUCUGGGUACUGAGGGCAAAUUCUUUUCAAUUGGCACUGGACUUCCCAUGACAUUUGAUCGCUUUACUCAAGGUAAUCCGGAUAAUAGUUUUGGUAACGAGAAUUGCGUUCAUUCCUGGUUCCAUCAAGGACAAUAUUCAAUGAAUGAUUUGGAUUGUAAGAAGGAAUGUAAUUAUGUUUGUCAAGCGGAAAAUCCUAAAACUAUUGCAUUUACUGUUUGGUAAAUUUUGUUGUGGAAAAAUGCAUCUUUUAAUACAUAUUAGCAUAUUGUAGUUAAUUGUAUGUAAAAUUUGUAAUAACUAAUUUUCAAUAAAGUGAAAUUGAGAAAUU
Molecule: messenger RNA, 739 nt
Organism: Lucilia sericata (common green bottle fly)
Lineage: Eukaryota; Metazoa; Arthropoda; Insecta; Diptera; Calliphoridae
Product: C-type lectin 37Db-like
Exons: 2
Coding region: 61-633 (190 amino acids)
Biological process (GO): biological process involved in interspecies interaction between organisms
Cellular component (GO): external side of plasma membrane
Molecular function (GO): carbohydrate binding
Source: RefSeq, a predicted model, not a curated record